AAGAUUCGUUGUAGGAUUAUAGCACGCAAGCAACACACUCGAGUAACUGAAAGACGAAGCGAAGUCGUGUUAGACUUAAAAACUGCAUCAUGCUGUAUUUAGCUGUUCUUCUGGUAAUACCAACAGUGACGUCAUAUGACAGGACGUAUGCCUGCUUCUGCAACUUUGGAACUCGCCCUCUAGCGAUCAUUACCGGCAGCUACCAAUACAGGGGACAUUACUCCCCAAUUCAUGGUUUCCCGUCCCCAGACCAUGACCCCUCCGCCAAAUUGAAUGCACUGCAAAAUCCAAGAUUUGUAAAAGGACUCCUUCCCCACCUACUUCCGGGUCGAUGUUUGAAGCGCCACCUAGGAUACAAUGAAGCGCGUGCGGAAAUCUUUCCAGUUUCUGUGCUGGGGCAGGUCGGUUACAUACAUAGCAACAAGGCGGACGAAAUGUACAGGACACGCUGUGAUGCUUCGACAGGGAAGCCCAUCCCUAUGACCACACCCACUUCACAGACUACGCCCAAAUCUUUGCACGCCAACCCGUCAACUGAUCGACCCAAUCCUAUGUACACGACAAACCACUCAAUCAGCAAAAAUGAAUCAUACCUUCAAAGGAAAGAUCUGACCUGUUUUGUACAACUCUGCAUUGAUUGUCACUGCAAGUUUGGUAAGCUCACCCAGUCCAUGAUGGGGCUCGUGGGUAAGAGGACCAUAUGCUUGAUGUGCAAUUUUUGUUCCAUCGAUUGCAAUGCUACAGAGGCGGGAACGAUUACCACAGCGCACGUGGUUCCAGCGGCACAGAUACUGACUACAGCACCGGUACCCCUGCCGCCAGUGACGACACCUACUUUUGGGCCAGCCGGGUUAGGUGGCUGUGCCGAUUCGGUGGACAGCUGCGCCAUUCACAGCCGAUCUAUCUGUACGGCGUUUCCCGACUGGUCCAGACAAAACUGUGUAAAGUAUUGCGAGAUGUGUCCAUCAUUCGGGUACCCUAAACCCACAACUGGCCAUUGGCUGUCGUUUGGAAAUUCAUAAACAUGAAUUACGAGCUGCAUAUUUUCUUUUACUUCGAAAAUAAAUAUUUUUUUGU
Messenger RNA from Mizuhopecten yessoensis (Yesso scallop), 1077 nucleotides. RefSeq lists its product as uncharacterized. NCBI's taxonomy places the organism in Eukaryota, Metazoa, Mollusca, Bivalvia, Pectinida, Pectinidae. The record is from RefSeq and is a predicted model, not a curated record. The transcript is spliced from 6 exons. The coding region runs from base 90 to 1022 and encodes 310 amino acids.